AUGAAGAUUUAUCUUGUUUUAUUGCUCUUCUUUUCCGUUGUCAAUUGUUAUCAAAGAUAUCAGGCACAAAUUCCAAAUGGCGCUAAUGUACCCGAUCCGUGUAACACCGCUCAAUUUUGGGGUGGUGUGGGCCAUCAAAAAAGAGCUGGUGGCGGUACCCGCAAUACUUUCGGUAUCCUAAUGGGCGAAGUUGGAGUGCAAUGGGGAAGAUCAGCUUGCCUAGCUGAUUCGGAUGGCGAUGGCUUAUCCAAUGGGGAAGAAUUAGGUGAUCCUAACUGUGUCUGGUCAGUGGGCGGCAAUCCACCUAUUCGUACCACCAAUAUUACCCAUCCUGGUAUUUGUGAG
Trichoplax adhaerens is the source of this 345-nucleotide messenger RNA. RefSeq lists its product as uncharacterized. The annotation marks the transcript as partial. NCBI's taxonomy places the organism in Eukaryota, Metazoa, Placozoa, Uniplacotomia, Trichoplacea, Trichoplacidae. The transcript has a single exon. The record is from RefSeq and is a predicted model, not a curated record.